This is a messenger RNA of Diatraea saccharalis (sugarcane borer), 896 nucleotides long. The record is from the annotation of a GenBank genome assembly. Lineage: Eukaryota; Metazoa; Arthropoda; Insecta; Lepidoptera; Crambidae.
AGCUGUAUGUUCAUUGGUCGGCCAGUUUAUCUGUUAGUCACUUUUAUUUUUGAUAAGAGUUAACUCACCUUCGUGCCAGUGCCGAUUAUCUGAUAGUAUUCUCGCAAGGUGAACAUAACCAACACUUGAAAUGUUUAUAAAGUCGUAUAUUCUAUAAAAUAAGUAAAACUAAAUAUACAAGUUUGUUUAACAGUGUGUACAGUGGGGAAGCAAUGGGUCUCCAGCUACCAAGAUUCUCGAGGUGUUGUUUUUGCCUAUCUUUAAGAACAGGAUCGUUGAUUAUCGGAUAUGUUUCAAUCGUCAUCUCGAUUCUGUUUAUGACAGCGAUAUCGUUCUUAUUGUACUACGUGGUGAAGUAUGUGGAGGAGAACAAGAAUCUACCUAAUCCUGAACACUCUCCUGAGGAAUUGGCUCAAGCAGCGCUGGGGGUCUACGUGUCCCAGGGUUUCUACCUGCUAGUAUUUUUGUUCCUGAUGACGAUCAGCAUAGUUUUGGUAGUGGGUGUGCAUACAGAAAAGACCAAAUUGCUCCGGUUCUACGUGUACAGUGGUUUUUUUCUGUUCGGAAUAUCUAUUGGCUUAGUGGUGAUGUCGAUGGUGUUCGUGGGCUUCCUGGCAACAUUGCCGUUAUUAAAAUGGUGUUUUGUCGAUUUCCUGUGCCUGUUGGUGGUCAGAAGCACUUUCCUAGAAAUGGAAGAAAGGAAUAGGCCUCGUGUUUAUGAGAUGCACACCUUGUAUAGUCCGCAACAAGCACCUUUGAUGGCAUAAAUACAAGACUGAAUAUUUUAGAUUAAUUUAUUAGUAGUUUAUAUACUUACUUACCUAACAUCUACAGAUAUUUGCAAAGUAUGAAGUUGAGAGUUAACUUAUUUUGUAAGUGCGUACAGUCAGACAUUG